CCCUUUCACUUUUAAUUUGAAGCGCAACACUAAGGACUUGCAAGAACCCCACGAAACAAUAUUUCGGACUAACUUGGGAACGUAACCAACUAAAUUGACCUAUUAUAUGGGUAAAUGUCAUAGUUUGGGGUUUUAUUUCGACUUCGACGAUUUUGUUACCAGACUUUUUUUGAAUUUGUUUUUUGCGGUUCACGCGAAGUUAACGUCAGUUAAAAGCCUAGCUCGCGUAUAGCUUAUUCUCGCGAAUAGCCUAUAUCUAAAUAAAAUAACCUAUAUUGUUGUGGUUAAACUAUCAUUCAAAGCUGGCAUUUGUUCGUCCAGAAGUCGGACAAAACAUGGAAUUCCUUUGCCUACAUGUGCUGGAGUCUGAAAAGUUAAAGCCCCCGCCUCCGUAUGCAGAGCGUGUGUCAUUGCUGUGACUGGAUCCAACACCACUACGGUCACUUGAGCUCAGAAUACCUUUCCCUGCUGGACCAGAUGGGAGGAGACAUCACAGAGCAGGAUGCCCCUGUCUUUUUCCCAACAUCACUUUACAGACACAUUGAUGACGCCGGGUUUGAGGACCAAGUCAGAUUCCGGAACGAGACCAUCUAUCAAAUCACAAAACUGUUUGAUGGGAAUAUGAAGGCUGUCACCUGGGACAAGAAAAACUUGGACGAUUUCCUCAACAUUCUAGAACGACAAUUGGAGAACCUUAAAUCCUGUGUAUCACCUGCCAAGAAACCUGAGAGGAGACUGAAACGCUACUCCAAGGAGUUGAAUAGGAAGGUUCUGAGAAAAAUGAACUACAGUGCACAGGCGUGGGAGCUCAUCAGGAAAGAGACGAGACGUCAUCUGCAAAGAUUGGAUAUUUUUAAGGCAAAGAUUCACUGAUCAUCCGGACUCAUCUCAGAAGCUACGCCCUUAACAGUUUAUAAAGAAUACACACAAUCACGUGGGACCCUGUUAGUCUAUUUAUUAUAUUUGAAUGCAUAAUUCAUAAUUUUUUAUUAUUAUAAAUUUAUAUUUAUAUUUUGUAUGUCCCUUUUGUACCUAUGUUGAACUGAACUGUAUUUCCUGUCUGCUUGAAUAACCUGUGAAAAAAAUACAUAUUGAAAAUGUGUGUAGUUGAA
Molecule: messenger RNA, 1112 nt
Organism: Salmo salar (Atlantic salmon)
Lineage: Eukaryota; Metazoa; Chordata; Actinopteri; Salmoniformes; Salmonidae
Product: interferon a3
Biological process (GO): defense response
Cellular component (GO): extracellular region
Molecular function (GO): cytokine receptor binding
Source: RefSeq, a predicted model, not a curated record